AUGCGUUUAUUCGGCUGCCUUGGUCUUCGCUGUAUCACGCGGGAUCUUCGUUGUGGCUUCGGGACUCGCUGGGUGCGGCGCGUGGACCCAGCAGCUGUGCAAUCUGAUCGAGUGGACCACUGUUGUUUCAGUGUCGUAGAAGAGGAUGUUAAGUCCUCGAGUUUGUACAUCCAGGGCCAUAACCCUAGUAAGAGACAGAACAGGACGAGACCUCAGCUGGAGUCUCCAGAUAGGGUCACCAACACCUCCUCCCACCUCUGGGUGUGCCUGUGUGCCUUAGAUCAAGAGGCCAGAGAUCAUUUUCAUCUGGAUGAAAGCCUUGUUACCGUCUUUAGAAGUGAGGACCGUAGCCUCCACGCUGAGAAAAGUGAGGGCUGUAGCCUCCAUGCAGAGUUGACAUCAGAAAGGCUGCCUGUACUUCAAGCCACUGGUCAGGGCCGGCGGCCUGUGGACGGCAAAGCCUCGGCUGGCACAGGAUGCCGGAUUCCCGAGCUCGGCAAGUGGGGCCCUUGUUCCGUGAUCUUCCCUGUAGAUGAAGAUCGGUAA
Messenger RNA from Rangifer tarandus platyrhynchus (Svalbard reindeer), 546 nucleotides. Lineage: Eukaryota; Metazoa; Chordata; Mammalia; Artiodactyla; Cervidae. The record is from the annotation of a GenBank genome assembly.